This is a messenger RNA of Amphiprion ocellaris (clown anemonefish), 4010 nucleotides long. It is a transcript of the gene gfod2, whose product is annotated as glucose-fructose oxidoreductase domain containing 2. NCBI's taxonomy places the organism in Eukaryota, Metazoa, Chordata, Actinopteri, Pomacentridae. The transcript has 3 exons. Bases 229 to 1377 code for a protein of 382 amino acids. The record is from RefSeq and is a predicted model, not a curated record. Gene Ontology annotation, molecular function: nucleotide binding.
CUAUUCACAGUCUCCGGUCCUCCCACAGUCUUGCCGUUGCUACUGAAGUUACCAUUAGCAACUGGGCAGCGCCCGGCUCUACACCUACCGCUCCGCUGAUGUCGUCCUGCCAAAUACAGUUUUACGGACAGCAGCUCGAGCUUUGACAGACAAGUGGACUGUUUGCUGUUGAGAUGCCGGUGAGGCAGGCCAUGGUUCACACGUAAGUUUGCAGUGAGCGGCGUUGUCAUGCUGCCAGGAGUCGGUGUGUUUGGCACUGGGAGCACAGCACGAGUGCUGGUCCCUUUGUUGAAAGCUGAAGGCUUUGAGGUUCAUGCACUUUGGGGGCGAAGCGAGGAGGAAGCGUGCUGCUUGGCAAAGGAACUUGGCAUCCCGUUUCACACCAGCCAAUCAGAUGACGUCCUGCUGCACCAAGACGUUGAUUUGGUUUGCAUUUAUAUUCCACCCUCAAUGACGAGGCAGAUUGCAGUCAAGGCACUGGGCAUAGGUAAGAAUGUUGUGUGUGAGAAAGCUGCAACUGCUGUGGAUUCAUUCAAGAUGGUGACUGCAGCCAGAUACUACCCACAGCUGCUCAGCGUUAUGGGUAAUACCCUGCGCUUCCUGCCAGCUUUUGUUGCAAUGCGGCAGCUGCUGGUGGAGGGAUAUGUGGGUGAACUGCAGGUGUGUGAUGUCCGGGUGUAUGGCCCGAGCCUCCUGGACCAGUCAUAUGGCUGGACCUGCGAGGAGCUGAUGGGAGGAGGCGGUCUGCACACCGUCGGCUCUGCUAUAAUUGACCUUUUGAGUUACCUGACAGGCGCUCGAGCCCACCGGGUGCACGGUUUACUGAGGACCUUUGUGCAACAAAACGGUUUGAUUCGUGGCAUCCGCCGUGUCACCAGCGAUGACUUUUGUUUCUUCCAGAUGUUGAUGGGUGGGACCGGCUCUGGCAGCGUGUGUUGCACUGUGACCCUGAACUUCAACAUGCCGGGGUCAUUUGUGCACGAGGUUAUGGUAGUUGGAUCCACUGGGAGGUUGGUCGCCAGGGGGACAGAACUGUACGGUCAGCGCAAUGGGAGUAAAGGUGAGGAGCUGUUGCUAGACGACAGUGGGUGGGUGGGACCAGAGGUGAAAGAGAUGCCCCUGCCUCACCUGCGGGGGCUGAGCUCCAUGGUGAAGGCACUGAGACAGUCUUUUCAGGCUCACGAGGAGCGCCGGUCAUGGGCGCGAGGACCGGUUGCGAUGGCGCCAACAUUUGAGGAUGGUCUUUAUGUGCAGACGGUGGUAGAAGCGGUGAAGCGGUCCAGCUGUAGUGGAGAAUGGGAGUGUGUUGAGAUCAUGAGUCAGGAGCCAGAUCCAAACCACAACCUGUGUGAGGCUCUUCAGAGAAACAAAAACUAAUUUAUUCACUCAGCGUACCCACUACAUGUCUGACAGAACGAGGCUCUGAAUGUUUCUCCUCUAAGUCAGCUGCUUCAGCAGUUUGCAUCAAACACAACUACUUUACAUGUUCACAUCCUGUCACAGUUUGAACAGAAUGUUUUGUUUUCAGAGAACAUAGCUACUUUGCUUGUAACCAUCACAGCUGUGACUUGUUUUACACUAAAUUUUCAGCUCCAUCAUUCUGAUUCUUCCCAGAAAAUAUUAGAAUACUUGUAAAUGUAGUGCGUGUCAGAAUCUACCUGCACCCCACUGACUGACACAGGUGCCAAAAAGUAAAUGCUAUCAUCAUCCUCUUGCUUGAAGUCGUGAUUGCAGAUUUCCUGCUGAAUAAGGUCGAUAUACAUCACCUGUCAGUAACACACCACGCCUACUUCAAAUAUCGGAAAGAAGCAAAAUUAGCUGAAAACACAGGUGAUGCUGGACUACAGCCUAUUUUCAUUUUGAACUUCUUUUAAUAGAAAUAUGUACAUUAUCUUUCUAAAUGGCCAAGAACACACCUUUUUUUCUGAAGCUACUUGAAAGUAUCAGAUCAGUGCCCGGGUUAUGUCUGCAAUAAAACAAAUUGCUGAUUGAAUGUUAGCACUGUCAAUCCAGCAUUUGGUCCCAAUGGUUAAUUUUGGAUUGUGACCAGUUUCUGAGGCUUUUGUGCCACAGCAACACAACAGUUGGUUCCAGGACAAUUUGUUUUUAGCUGUUAAUAACUGAAAGAUAAAGUCUGAGACAAUAUGCAAAUCUCUGUUGCACAGAAAGUGUAGGUGUUAAUUUGUUUAAAUGAAAAUAUAUUGUUGUUAAUGGACACCAGUACCAUCUUGUGUAACGAACAAGAGUGUUUUCUGCUGGCAUUAAUGUGAAUAUCAAAGCAUGAGGAUGAUUUGACUAACGAAAUACUUGUCAUGACUGGUAGAGCUCAAAUGAUUCCCUACUAGAGCUCCACCAAUUCAGAAUGAGAAUAAUGGAGCUGUGUACAGUUUACUUUGUAUUUAAUUUUGGACUGUGUAAUAAUAAGCCUAAAUUUAGAUAGUUUAAAAGAUUGUAAGAGAGGCUUGUAGGUUUUUAUGUUACAGCAUGCUGUGACAUAGUUAAGAUACCAGGGAUUGACUAAAAUAAGCUAUGUAGAAACUAGAAAAAUAAAAGUCUAAUUUGUAGCAUCACCCCUCAAAAUGCCCAGUUCUUUAUUUUAGACAUAUCUGUUGAGUAUCACUCUGCUGUAAGCUAGAAAAGAGGCUGUUAAAAGAUUGUAGUUUCCUGCUUCACAGACACAGCAGCUACAACUUGUCUUCUGCAAUGGGGGUAAAAGUAUCUAAACCCCUCAAACUACUGCAUCUUCCAAGUGAUAUGUAGUUUCAUCCAAAUCUACUACUUCCAAAUAAAUGCACUCGUUUAAGAAGUCAUCAGUGCAAAUAAGGUGUCAUGUCUUGGUAAUGUUAUAGGUAAAUAAGUGUGUUCUAGAGGUGUUUGGUUUCAGUUUUCUACUGGACAUCUAAGGAUGGAGGUGACUAUCUUUUAACAGCCACAUGCCAGGCUUACACAGAGUGAACAUCUGAUACUACAAAGGAGAGAUUUUAGGUAAACAGCAGAAACAGACUCGUCUAAGAAAUUACAGAUUAAUACCCUUUUUAUUGAUGAACUGACAGACUUUUAAAUAGAAAACCUGAGGGUGUUUGACAACGGUUUAACAUGCAUGUAAAAGGUUUGUUUACAUUUGUUAAGCAGUGAAGUAAUUUUAUGUUUUUACAAGAUUUGUGUCUAAAAAUUUUAUUACAGAUGUGUUUAGUCCAAACCUGGAGCCAGCAUCCACCAUUUAACACCUUUAACUCUGAAACUGUACUGAUCUUUUCAUGAGUAAAACCACUGGAUUUGAUGUGCGUGAGAGUAUAAAUGGGCCUCUCUGAGCUCAGACCAAGAGAAGGGACGGUUUACAGUUACUGCAUCUCACUUCUGCUGAAGGAAUAUCGGUCUUCACUGUUCGCACCGCUGAGACAGGAUGUAUUGAUUGGUCUGACCGCUUCUUAGACCCGCGAAGCAUCUGCGGAUGUGGAAACAAACACAGUACACGCUUACCUCACGCUAUCCCAAUAGUGCUUUGCAAAAACAACUAACGGACUUUAAGUGUCUUUAUAAAACGCAUCACGUUCGCCUGCAGGACCCAUCGCUAUUAAAAUACAUUCCCACCGAGUCUUCACCUUCUCGUCAACAGUUGUGUAUUGUUUUUGUUUUUUCUUUGCACUGAAACUAAUUAGAUGCCACAUAUUUAAAAUGCAGUGUAACGCUUGUAACAGCCAGCUCGCUGCAAAGAUGAAUUUAACAUGUAUGAGGAAGACUAUUUAUUUAUGAGUUGGUGUGCAGAAAGUUUGCCAUCCUUUGUUCUGUCCAGUGUUUGUGUUUUCAGCCUGUGAAUUUCUGUAUAAAACUGUAAUAUUUAUCUUUUUGUUGGUUUCUUUAUUUUGUUUUUGGUUUUUUUUUAGAUUUAGAGUCGUUUUAACUGAUAAUACGGCUUUUUGGGCACUAAUGUGUUGCUUUAAAGUUGGGAAACUGUGCUGUUCAUCUACCUGACAGAUAAUUCCUUUAAUAAAUAAGCUGUAUUCAUUUAG